CGGUAAUCACUUAAUCAGUGUAUAGGCGUUGGUGCAUGCAUAGGAGGUCAUAUUUGUUGUUAUCUUCACUUAAUGUUAUUUAUAACCUUCAAUCGAUAAUUUGAUUGCAUUGUUUGUUUGACGAAUUUGUAUCUAGCAACAAAAGGUUACAGAUUUAGAAUGAGUCGCAGAAGAAAGAGCGAAGUGGACAGCGAGAGUGAAAGCGAUGUUGAGUAUCUAUCCAAAAAGUUGCAAACGUUGAAAGUGGCUACUGAGAAACGCGACAUUAACGUAUUGCUGUUGGGAGAAACCGGAGUGGGAAAAUCCACUUUUAUAAACGCCUUCUUUAACUAUCUCACUUAUCCCACCCUAAAGCAAGCAAGAAAGGGCAAUCUUGUUACACUAAUUCCAGCAAAAUUCACAAUCGCCGACGAGAAUUACGAAGAACGCAUCAUUCAAGUUGGAGAAGACAACAAUGAGCUGAUCGAAGUUGGAGUUUCCGCCACCCAGUCUUGUAGAUCUUACGUCUACCCGAUUCAAGGCGGCAAGUUUAGGAUACGAUUAAUUGACACGCCCGGCAUUGGAGACACUCGUGGAAUAAAUCAGGAUAAUAUCAAUUUCGAAAAUAUUCUCUCGUUCAUAGGCGAAAUGCAGCAGCUGAACGCAAUCUGCAUUUUGUUGAAACCGAACAAUUCACGGUUGACUGUCAUGUUCGAAUUUUGUAUCAAACAGCUUCUGUCGAGAUUAGAAAAGAGCGCAAGUAGGAAUCUAAUUUUUAUAUUCACUAAUACGAGAAGCACGUUUUAUCGGCCCGGAGAAACAUUGCCGGCACUUAAAAAACUGCUUGGUGCCAUCGACGGAGUGCACAUUCCUCUGCACAAAGAAAAUAUCUUCUGCACUGAUAAUGAAGCUUUUCGGUUUUUAGCAGCCGUCAAUAAUGGCGUUCGUUUCUCUUCAAUUGAUGUGGAUAACUUUGCCCAGAGCUGGAAGAAAUCCGUUCAAGAAUGUUGGAGAAUGCUUACGUAUAUCACUGGAGAUUCAAAUAACGUUGCCUUGGUACCUCAUGAAGUUAAAAAUACAAUUUCUGUCAAUGAGGCUCGCCGUUUAAUCGUUCAGUUGUCACAACCUCUAGCCGAUAUCGCGCAACUGAUUCUGGACAACAUUCAAUGCUUGGAAAGACACAAACAAAACUUGCAUCAAAGCAAUAACUCGCUAACCGAACUUAAAACAAAACUGUAUAUACCGACGAUCAACUUACGGGUUAUAGAGAUGGCCGAACCUACUACAGUGUGCACAAGUCCCAAGUGUAGCACCUUGUAUAAGGUAAGAUUACUUGAUUACUUGCCGCUUCUCCAGGAAUUUAGUCAACUGUCGUGGGGAUAUGUCCCUGGUUAGGGAUGGGCGA
Messenger RNA from Photinus pyralis (common eastern firefly), 1384 nucleotides. RefSeq lists its product as uncharacterized. The transcript has 3 exons. The coding region runs from base 160 to 1374 and encodes 404 amino acids. Lineage: Eukaryota; Metazoa; Arthropoda; Insecta; Coleoptera; Lampyridae. The record is from RefSeq and is a predicted model, not a curated record. Gene Ontology annotation, molecular function: GTP binding.